UGCAAUUUGAAUGUGGUAUAUAAACUGGAGGAAUUCUUCUUCCCCUCUGAUCUCAAUCUGAUCUUCACUACACUCAACUGUAUCUGUUUGCCAAUUAAAAAUAAAUAGCUUUUUUUUUUGUUUAUUGGACGGUACAAUACUCUUUGGAAAUAAAGAGUUAUUGGUAAAAUGCCGGAGCCAACCACAGGUACAGAGGGCAAAGCAGCAGACAAUACAUUACCAGCACCACCAGCUUUGAAAGAGCAAAACAAGCCCAAGAAGGAUGGGCCAAAGAAGGCAAAAGACAUUGAAGAAAGUGAUGUGACAUCCUCUUCAGAAGAUGAAGAAGAUUCCUCUUCAGGUAGCACCCCUCCUCCAGAUGAGAAUGCUCUUUCAAAGGAAAGGAAAGAUUCUGUAUGGUCCCUUGGAGAAGGACAACCAGAAGAUGCAGAGAAACGUGAUAAUUCUCAAAGAUCAACGUUAUUUAUUGAGAAACCUUCUAGUGGGUCUGUAAGUGUGGGUGGUGAUAUUAAGUUUAUUGCAAAAGUGGAAGCUAAAGAUCUUCUUCGCAAGCCUAUUGUUAAAUGGUUGAAAGGCAAAUGGAUGGACUUGGCUAGUAAAGCUGGAAAGCAUCUGCAACUGAAGGAUACCUUUGACCGUAUUAAUAAAAUUUAUACUUUUGAAAUGCAAAUCAUAAAAGCAAAAGAAAACUAUGCUGGAAAUUACAGAUGUGAAGUUACAUAUAAGGAUAAAUUUGAUAGCUGCUCCUUUGAUCUAGAGGUUAUAGCUGUACCAGAUGUAUCUCAGACUAUUGAUAUCCGAUCUGCAUUUAAGAGAAGUGGUGAAGGACAAGAUGAUGCAGGAGAACUUGACUUUAGUGGUCUCCUGAAACGUAGGGAGAUCAAACAAGAAGAGGGCCCUGAAAUUGAUGUGUGGGAGAUCCUUAAAAGUGCCAGGCCUAAUGAAUAUGAGAAAAUAGCAUUUCAGUAUGGUAUCACCGAUCUCAGAGGAAUGCUUAAACGACUGAAACGCAUGCGCAGAGAGGAAAAGAAAAGUGAAGCAUUUUCCAAAAAACUGGAUCCAGCUUAUCAGAUUGAUAAAGGGGGACGUGUGAAGUUUGUUGUGGAAGUUGCUGACCCAUCAGUUGAACUGAAGUGGUAUAAAAAUGGACAAGAAAUCCGUCCAAGCACUAAAUACAUAUUUGAACAUAAAGGAAAUCAAAGGAUACUGUUCGUAAAUAACUGUACAUUAGCUGAUGAUGCUGCCUAUCAAGUGUGUGCUGGAGAUGAAAAGUGCUCAACAGAGCUGUUUGUCAGAGAGCCUCCUAUAUUGGUUACAAAGGAACUGGAGAAUAUUAAUUCAUACUGCGGAGAUAGAGUGGAACUGGAGUGUGAGGUCUCGGAAGAAGAUGCUAAUGUGAAAUGGUUUAAGAAUGGAGUGGAAAUCACAAAUGAGCCCAGGUCAAGAUAUAGACAUAAAGUAGAUGGCAAAAAGCAUACACUGAUUAUUGAUGAAGCAAAUCGGGGAGAUUCAGCUACUUACUCUGUGAUGACUACUGGAGGGCAGUCGGCAGCUCAGCUUCAGAUUGAUUUACGUCCACUGAAGAUAUUACAGCCCCUGACUGACAUGACAGUGAAUCUUGGCAAAGAAAUCAAUUUGAAGUGUGAAAUCUCAGAGAACGUACCAGGAAGAUGGUACAGACAUGGACAACUCAUUCAGGGUAGUGAUCGGGUAAAAAUUUUCCAUAAAGGAAGGAUUCACAGAUUGGUUAUAGAAAGUUCUUUAGUUGAAGAUGAAGGCGAUUACUCGUUUGUUCCUGAUCUUUAUUUAACCAAUAUUCCAGCCAAUGUCCAUGUGAUCGAUCCUCCUAAAAUUCACUUUGACGCCCUUUCUUAUCCUGAUAACACUGUGACAGUUGUAGCAGGCACAAAACUGCGACUGGAGGUCCCUGUUUCUGGAGAGCCAGCUCCAAAGAUUAUUUGGAGUAGAGGGGAUAAGUGGAUCACAGAGCAAAAUGCUCGUAUCCAUGCAGAAUCACAUCCUGAUCAUGGACUUCUGGUCAUAGACUCAGCUGAGAGGGAAGACUCUGGUACUUACCGUAUCAUGGUUAAGAAUGAAGCAGGAGAAGCGGUAGCUCAUAUCAAAAUAAAGGUUGUAGAUAUUCCAGAUCCCCCUCACGCUCCUGAUGUAACAGAAGUUGGGGAAGAUUGGUGUACUAUGAAAUGGGAUCCCCCACUAUAUGAUGGUGGCUGUCCUAUUUUGGGAUAUUUCAUUGAAAGAAAGAAGAAACAAAGUUCUAGGUGGAUGCGGUUAAACUUUGACCUCUGCAAGGAAACUGUUUUUGAGCCUAAAAAAAUGAUUGAAGGUGUGGCAUAUGAAGUCCGGGUAUUUGCAGUCAACUCAAUUGGCACUUCUAAACCUAGUCCUCCUUCUAAAGCAUUUGUACCAUUGGCUGUAACAAGCGCACCUACUAUGUUAACAGUAGAUGGAGUGACGGACACCUCAGUCACAAUGAAAUGGAGGCCCCCAGAUCACAUCGGAGCUGCAGGUUUAGAUGGUUAUGUCAUUGAAUACUGCUAUGAAGGAGGAGGAGGUGAAAAGCAGGAGAAGCCAGAAUUUUCUGAAAAUGAGAUGGAAACAUUAGUUGAUGGCGUCUCCAAACAUGGCCCACAAAUUUGUGGUGGCCUGGCUGCUAAAACCACCAAAGCAGAGAAAAGUAAGAUCUGGGCAGAUAUCCAAGCAAAACUCAAUGCUGUGGGGGGCCAGAACAGAUCCAUUGCUGACAUUAAGAAAACAUGGAACAAUCUCAAAAUGCAAACUAAAGAUAAAUUGUCACAAAUCAAGCAGGAAGGCACAGAGGUGAGUGAAGGAGUGCCUGCUCCACCAGAUCAGAAGCUAAGUUCCUUGGAAAAACGUGUUGAAGUCAUGUUGCAGCUAGAAAAAAUGGAAGGCACUCCUGGAUGUGAUGAUGACCUUCAAGAUGAUGUAACUGGAGGAGGAGCAGACAAACCAACCUUUACUGAUGAAGAGUUGAAUGCUUUAGUGGAUAAUAUUGACAAAUUUGGGCCUCAGCUAUUUGGACCUGCUACUGCCCAAUUCAGUGCUGCAGAUAAAGACAAAAUGUGGGCCGACAUACAAAAGCAUAUAAAUGCUGUGGGGGGCAAUAACAGGUCUGCUGAAGACAUUAAGAAAGCGUGGAAUAAGCUCAAAAAGCAAACGAAGAAAAAGAUAGAGCACAAUAAAACUCAAGCUUUACUGGAAAGUAAAGGACAACCCUCCCAAUAUCAUGAAUUAUCAACUGUUGAGAAGCGUGUGGAGGUUAUAUUACAAAUCAAAGAAAUUGAUGAAGAGGAUUUUCAAGGGGAACCGGAAGAAGCUGAAGAGUGGAUAGUGGCUAAUCCUGACCCAACAGAUAAAACAAGAUUCACAAUCACAGAGUUACCAACUGGAUCUAAAAUCUUUGUGAGAGUGAAAGCAAUAAAUGCUGCAGGUCCUAGUGAUCCACGACUCCACCCCCAACCAAUUCUGGUCAAGGAGGUCAUUGUGCCUCCAAAGAUACGUCUACCCCGUCACUUAAAACAGACAUAUAUCCGAAAAGUAGGAGACGCUGUAAACCUUGUUAUCCCAUUCCAGGGAAAACCUAGACCAAAGGUAUCUUGGAAAAAAAAUGGGGCACAUGUGGAUAAAACGCAAAUUAGUAUUCGUAACAGUGAAUGUGACACAAUCCUUUUUAUUCGGAAAGCAGAAAUGAGCCAUUCUGGAAAAUAUGACUUGAAAGUAAAAGUUGAAAAUCUCCAAGAUAAGGCGUCUAUAUUCAUUCAGAUUGUUGAUCGCCCUGGGCCUCCACAAGAAGUACUUAUUGAGGAGGUUUGGGGUGAAAAUGUUGCACUGGAAUGGAAGCCCCCAUUAGAUAGUGGUAAUGCCGCUAUCACUGGAUACACCAUACAGAAGGCAGACAAGAAGACAAUGGAAUGGUUCACUGUCUUGGAACACUAUCACAGGACCAGUGCCACAAUAUCGGAACUUGUGAUAGGAAACGAGUACUAUUUUAGGAUUUUCUCCGAAAAUAUGUGCGGCCUGAGUGAGGCAGCCACUCGGACUGUAAAUAGUGCACUAAUUGAGAAGGAAGGUAAAGCUUAUAAAAGACCAGAUUAUGACGACUUUGAUUUCACUGAACCACCACAGUUUACCCAUCCCUUAGUAAAUACAAUAGCUAUGGCUGGAUACAAUGCUACCCUCAACUGCAGUGUCAGAGGAAACCCAAAGGCUAAAAUAACAUGGAUGAAAAACAAAGUGCUUAUCAUGAAUGAUCCCAGAUACAGAAUGUUUAAUAACCAGAGCGUGUGUACCCUGGAGAUACGCAAACCUAGCCCCUUUGAUGGGGGUACAUAUACUUGCAAAGCUGUAAAUGAACUGGGUGAGGCUGAGACUGAUUGCAAGCUGGAGGUUAAAGGUGGGAUCACAUUUUUCCGCCUUCUAAUGCAAGGAGUGCCUCUGUCUGUCAUUGAUUCUUAUAUGCGAGAACUGAAAGCAAGCAAGCAAGAGAGUGCAUGAGCAUGUCCAGAAUUCAGCUGCUCUGCUAUUGAAUUGGAAUCUGGACAUCAGUGUUACAAUUAUUUGAUCUUGGAUUUGCAUCUUUUUUGUGUAGUCAUAUUCAUUACAGCUAUAUUAUCUUGUCUGUUGAAAUUACAGUCCUCGCGCAUGUGUUUCCUUGAGGGAAGUGGCGAAACAAGCUUACGGUGAUGCACAUUAUUUGUGUUUGGUUUAGAGCUUUUAAGCAAUAGAAUUAAAUAAGGAAAGUGCAAGAAUUACAGAAGAGGUUGCCCAGGGCAAUGAAGAACGAUGAAGGCACCCAUACUGAAAACCCAGAAAAUGAUUAAGGGCCACUGAACCAUCAUGUUUCAUUUUCUAUUUGUAUUUGUCCAAUGAAAAUAGUAACAAGUAAAUAUAUAUAUAUACAUUUUUACCUCUUGUUUUAGUCCCCUUCCCUCUAUAAAGAUGUUACUGACUUAGCUAAUAGCUUUAGUCUUGCCUUGGUCUACCAUUGUCUCAGGCUGGUUGGUUACAACCUUCCUUUACACCUCCCAAAGCUCACAUUUAUGUUACUAUUCCCUUACAAGAAACUGGCAGUGGGCAUGCUAAAGGUUGGUCUUGAUAUCUUUGGUUUGAAGUGUGAUAGCCUGUAUAGUGAAACAAAGUUUGCCAGCAUAAGCAUUACACGGUUCAAAGAACAAUUCUGCAAGAGAAUUUGUGUAUAUUGCAGAAUUAAAUCAGCAAUAAUCAACUUGUAAAGGUACAACUUCUCAAUUUAUUUAGAACCUGCAAUUUGUACUUUUACUAAGGACAUUUUCGGCCAUAGGUCCUCUGUAGAUAGUUGAUGCCCAAGAAAAAUUCCCUCUCUGUCCUGCCCUAUACAUGUAUAAAUAAUAUCCUGAACUAGCAGAUAGUUAAGCCAAUGAAGCAGACAUCUGCCGUGUAAUUAAAUAUUGCAGUCUAUAUAAUGUUAACAGGGAUGUGAUAUUGCACAAGCUAAUUGUUGAUUGCAUUUUCUUUCUAAGUAGAACAGUACAGUGUUUUACUGCAUUAUACAGAUAAAGAUUUUAACUGCAUCGAAAUAUGCUUAGCUGGAUGUUAUUUGCUUUAGAACUGAAAAGGAAAGUGAUAUAUGUUGUCUGUACAAUAAAUAAGAUAAUUUUACACCA
Messenger RNA from Xenopus laevis (African clawed frog), 5681 nucleotides. RefSeq names its product myosin binding protein C1 L homeolog (gene mybpc1.L). The transcript is spliced from 33 exons. Lineage: Eukaryota; Metazoa; Chordata; Amphibia; Anura; Pipidae. Bases 169 to 4533 code for a protein of 1454 amino acids. The record is from RefSeq and is a predicted model, not a curated record.